Messenger RNA from Sipha flava (yellow sugarcane aphid), 1097 nucleotides. Its product is annotated as repetitive proline-rich cell wall protein 2-like. The record is from RefSeq and is a predicted model, not a curated record. The transcript has a single exon. The coding region runs from base 6 to 893 and encodes 295 amino acids. NCBI's taxonomy places the organism in Eukaryota, Metazoa, Arthropoda, Insecta, Hemiptera, Aphididae.
CCUCGAUGGACACGACUGGCUACUACAAAAAGCCAGGCAAGCGGACCAGCAGGCAUCAGUCGAUUAUUCCAUUCGAGACAAUGAAGAUGCUUUUACGUACAGUUUGCGUCGUUGGACUAUGCGCCUUCGCUCUGGGAACCGGUCAACCGGAAAAAAACAAAUCCGAUGACGGCAACAACCAGAAAAAGAGAGGAAUCGUUGACACAAGCGGUGACUUCGGGUCGGAUUUCGGUCACGAGGUAAGCGGUAACGAUUUCUACCACGGGCACGAGCAAAAAGUUCUCUCCAAGACGAUCAUCAAGGAAGUGGCUCAGCCGUACCCGGUAAAAGUGGAGAAGCACGUCCCGUAUCCUGUCAAAGUUACCGUGCCCGUGGACCGCCCGUACCCGGUGCACAUACCCAAGCCGUACCCGGUGCAUGUAGAAAAACCCGUCCCUUACGAAGUCAAAGUCAAGGUCCCGCAACCGUACACCGUGUACAAGCAAGUGCCGUACGAAGUCAAGGUGCCGGUCGACAAACCGUACACCGUCCACGUGCCCAAACCGUACACCGUCUACGUGGAGAAACGCGUCCCCUACGAAGUCACCAAGCACGUGCCUUACACCGUCAAGGUGCCCGUCGACAAGCCGUACACCGUUCACGUACCGGUAGAGAAACACGUCCCGUACCCGGUUGAGAAGCGAGUGCCUUACCCGGUCAAAGUACCGGUCGACCGCCCGUACCCGGUAACCGUCGAGAAGCACGUCCCGUACCCGGUUGACAAACCGGUACCGUACCACGUUGAGAAACCAGUGCCGUACCUGGUCAAAGUUCCUGUUAAAGUCGAAGUGCCGGUGCCAGUUCCACACGAAGAAGAGCAUCAUCACGAGAAAUACGAACAUGGUAGUUAUUGAUUUGAAAAUUUUCUGUGUUAUAAUCUAACAAAUAAGUACUACAAUGAUUUUACUAAAAUCAAAUGUUACCCUAUUUUUGUUGAAUUGUAUACGUGUAAAAAUCUAUAUUUACUAAAAUAUUGUUACCAAAACUAAAUGUUCCCUAUUAUUGUUGAAUUUUAUACAUGUGAAUAAAUAAUCUAAUAAAGAUUUCCUUUAUAAUUU